Tigriopus californicus is the source of this 1920-nucleotide messenger RNA. RefSeq lists its product as uncharacterized. Bases 165 to 1343 code for a protein of 392 amino acids. The transcript is spliced from 2 exons. Lineage: Eukaryota; Metazoa; Arthropoda; Copepoda; Harpacticoida; Harpacticidae. The record is from RefSeq and is a predicted model, not a curated record.
AGUCUCCUGUACAAAACCACCCAGCCGUCGGUCAAUCAAUUGCCGGACCUGCCAACGCACCACAACAUUCCAAUCAGUUCUCUCCACCACUCCAGAACACGGGCUUAAAUAAUGGUCAUUAUGGGCCUAACUCUUUGAUCCCAACUUUUCCCAAUCAUCCUGUUAUGAAAUGGCCUCGACCUCAGUACUUCAGUAAUCGCAUGAGCCAUCAGCCACAACCGUCUGGAGCACAGUCCAUUCGGAUGGAUCAACCCUCCUUUGUGACCCCUACAGCAUUACCGACUCUGCACUCUUUUCCAAACCCUCAAGGAACUGUACCUCAGGAGAAAGACUCGAUCCAAAAUGGUCCUUCCAACCUCUUGAACGCUCUCCGAGCCUCCACUCGAACUCCCCAGGCAAUUCCAACUGUUUCCGGCGAAACUGCUAAGACCAAAGAGGACUUAAAUCAACUUAACUCAUUGAAAGCCGGGCUAAAAGGCUCCUCCAGUGUGGUCACCAAACCCCCUCAAGCCAAGAAGGAAUUAGAAACAUCGUCUGGAUAUAGCCAGAACCCGAUUGAACCUAAGUCAAGCUACAUCAAGGAUACCAGGAGUCGCACUGUUUUUGAGCCUUUCGGUCUUGGAUCAAGGACCGAUGCGUUCAACGAAGGUGAUCGACACAAGACCAUAGUUGGCGUGGUUAUUGGAAUCGUUUUCGUGGCAGCCUUUGUAGCCAUGGGUAUUGGUCUGGCGGCUCAAUGUGUCGUGGACAAGAUCAACCUUACGAAAACCCAUGCCCUCUUCGGCAACAUGAAAAGUCCCAAUGCUGAUGACGAAACGCCCCCAGAGUUGCGUGGGAAUGGUCACUCUUCCUUUGGAACUCCGUCAUGUGAGCGAGGACAUCUUUUGAGACACGACGAGAGGAAUGCCAAGGUUACCCAUGGCAACCUUAAUCAGCCUCUCUUCACGGGCAAACUGAUCCUUCAUGAUCCUCCAGGGUUGUCGUCCUCAGCAUUAUGUCGAACCACGGCUGCAGCGGCCAACAAAAUGACGAACACCCUGUUUGCUGCCCAACAAGCCGUCAUCAUGCCCAGCCCAGCCGAGCAAGUGACUCAUGACCUGGUUAGCCCUAAAUACGACACUGACGACUGCACUGAGGAUGAGGAUGACAGCGAUGAUACCGUUUAUGAAUGUCCCGGCUUGGCUGCCAACGCCACGGCCAUGGAAGAGAUGGUGGUCCGGAAUCCCUUCUACCUUCAAGGAGGCGAAUUAGGUCUCAUGCCCACAGUAACCACGCCGAGUGAGCCCAAGCCCAUCUCUUCUCAGACUAGCAUCUUCCACCACGGAAUCAAAGGUGCCAACUGAAACCGAGACCCCAAGUUGGAAGGUGUUUUCAUACACUUGCCUUGUUGCUUACAAUUUACCACCCGAAUAGCAACAUAGCGACGCAACUGGUAUAUUUCAAUAGCACAUACUAACAUAUACGAGAUAAAUAAUUGGCAUAUUCAUUCAGACGUCAUUAAUCCCUCUUUCAAUCAGCCAUUGGCUAACAACCUUUUCAAGUCGCUGGGCUUGAUUGCAAUCAGAUUCAAGUAUCCUGUAUGGAACUCAACAGAGCAAAAUAACCCUUAAUGUAGAUCGAUGUUCCCAUGUGAAUGUUCCACGUACCCUAGAUGUACCAGCUCUUUUCAAUCACAUCGGAUCACCUUAUUUUUGUAGCGAAUUCACUUUCCCUGUCAUUCCCUGAUCCCCGGUAACUAUGGUUGGCUUAUUUUUGACGACAAAUUCCAAAUCAUACGCACUUAUUGGUGUUGUUUCAUACAUGGAUGUGGAUUUCUGGGUUGGAACUAGCUUUGAUGUGAGCUUCACAAAAGUGAAUGGAUCAAUCCAUCCAUUCUCUUGAUUGGCAGUUGUCGACAAUAAAAGAACGUUUUUAAGCCUC